Messenger RNA from Phragmites australis (common reed), 609 nucleotides. RefSeq lists its product as uncharacterized. The transcript is spliced from 2 exons. Lineage: Eukaryota; Viridiplantae; Streptophyta; Magnoliopsida; Poales; Poaceae. The record is from RefSeq and is a predicted model, not a curated record. Bases 1 to 609 code for a protein of 202 amino acids.
AUGCGCAUGGUCACAUAUGGUGUCCUAGCUGAUUCUGUUGAUGACUACCUUUGGAUUGGGGAGAGCACAACCAUGUUGAGUUUGAGAAAAAUGGUGAUAGUUGUGAUUGAGAUAUUUGGAAACGAGUACUUGAGAGCACUAACUGCAAAGGAAACUGCAAAACUUAUAGCAAUUGGUGCUUCAAGAGGGUUCGCGGGAAUGCUAGCUACUGGGGAAGCUCCACUAGUGAACUUUGAAGUCAAUGGUCACCAAUACAUAAUGGGCUACUAUCUUACAAAUGGCAUAUAUCUUGCUGGGACACUAUCAAUAUCAUACCCUCAAGGUAACAAGAGAAUUUACUUUGCCAAGACUCAAGAAGUUGUGAGGAAGGAUUUUGAGCGAGCAUUUGGGAUGUUGCAAUCUCACUUUGCAAUUAUUCUUGGACCUGGUAGAUUAUGGGACCAAAAGAUGUUGUGGCAGAUCAUGACAACAUGUGUGAUCAUGCACAACAUGAUAAUUGAGAAUGAACGAGGACAAGAGGAAGACUUCGAGUAUGAGAAUGUGGGAACAGCUGUGAAGACCGAGAGGAAUGAAGAUCGAUUGCGAGCGUUUCUUCAAGUGCAUCGCUAG